AUGAGUUUCAGUUCAACUAGUGCUGGAGCACAGGCAGGAAAUUCCAAUUGUGGUGUCCUUGGCAGGAAAUUUAAAGAGAUUAAUCAUGAUUCAGUUGAAGAUGGAAUGGACAAUGUUUACAAAGUAUCAGUUGCUGGAAAAAUUCGAUGUAGAAAAUGUGCUAACUUUCAGAUCUCUAUAACUAGUCUUGUUAUAGGUUUUCUUGCAUUUCAGACUCCUAUAGAGAUGGUGAAUGCCACUAAAGGGUUGUUCAUAUCCUGUGACAUUCCUAUGGCACAAUUCAUCAUCAAUUUGAAUGCCUCGCUACCGGCAUCGCAGAAGUUCAUCAUUCAUGUUUUGGACAGCACUCACAUGUUUGUCCAAUCCCAUGUGUCUGAAAUGAUACGAAGUGCAAUCGCAGACUUCAGAGAGCAGAAUUCCUAUGAGAAGCCUGCUUAA
This is a messenger RNA of Dovyalis caffra, 438 nucleotides long. Lineage: Eukaryota; Viridiplantae; Streptophyta; Magnoliopsida; Malpighiales; Salicaceae. The record is from the annotation of a GenBank genome assembly.